UUUGCAUUGGAAACAUGAGCAGUCAAACAUUACAAAACCAUUUCUUAAUUCCUCGGAAUCUCAGUCCAGGUUCGUUUCUGUUUAAAAUAAUCCGACCUAGUACUAACCCCAUAGCUCGUUGUCCAAAUGAACUAGAUACCCCCUUCUUAAAAUGAAAAAUACCAAGAAGAAACCCUCGUUUCGAUAAGUACUGCUAGUUUUUUAAUUAAGAAAUUAAAAAAAAAAAUGCUUUUAUAUCGUGGGGUGGUCUCAGGUCUGAUUAGUGGUUAGUUAUUUAAUAACUCGUCUUAUAAUAUUGAUUAAAAAUAUAGGAAUUCCAUGUUCCAAAGCAAGGCCCUUAAGCAAUCCAAGUCCUUUAAGUUGAGAGCAAUCACUGCUAAAUAUUUAGACGAUUUCACAAACCUGCCUAGCUCAUCAAGUAGAAACCAUGGAUUCCAAGAAGUCUAAUCAGAUCAGAGAAAUCGUUAGGCUUCAACAAAUCCUAAAGAAGUGGAGAAAGCUGGCAACCUCAUCCAACUCCGCCGCUGCCACCACCACCAACGGCAGCAGCAAAAGCAUUAAAUUCCUGAAAAGGACUCUCUCUUUGUCGGAGACAACCUCGAGCAAUGCCGUCCCAAAAGGCUACUUAGCCGUUUGCGUUGGAGAAGAGCUCAAGAGAUUCAUAAUCCCGACAGAAUAUUUGGGUCACCAUGCAUUUCACUCUUUAUUAAGAGAAGCAGAAGAAGAAUUUGGGUUUCAGCAGACGGGUGUUCUCAGAAUUCCUUGUGAAGUUGCAGUCUUUGAGAGUAUCUUGAAGCUGAUGGAAGCCAAGAAAGAUGUGUUUUUCAUGCAGGAAUGUGCAGGGUUGGGAUAUUGUUCAUCCAGAUCCCAGCAAACUCCAUCUCACAAUCCUCAAAGCCCCAUGUGCAGAUAGUUUUCCGUACAUUUUUGUCUUCUCCUUACCUCUCAUUUAUCACCUUUUAUUUUUCUUUUUUCCAGGACGUACGGGGCCAAUGUAUGAGAGAGUGAUAAUCAAGUUGUUUCCAAAUUGUAAAACAAAAGUAUCAACUUUGAUAGUCUGUUAUAUCAACCCUCAAUGAAAAUCUUUCUUUCCCCAUCCCGGAUUGUUCUGUUUCCCCUCCAGUAAAUGGAAUGGUAACUCCCUAUACUCCCUGUUGUACGCCAUUAACAACUCCAAGGAGAUCUAUGUAUAUAGAGGUAGUUUCAAAGACAAUCCACCACACACAGAGGUAAUAACACAAUCAAAGUAAUAAAAUGAGCUUUAAUUUAAGAAUGCACAUAUCCA
Manihot esculenta (cassava) is the source of this 1285-nucleotide messenger RNA. RefSeq names its product indole-3-acetic acid-induced protein ARG7. Gene Ontology annotation, biological process: response to auxin. The coding region runs from base 428 to 913 and encodes 161 amino acids. The record is from RefSeq and is a predicted model, not a curated record. NCBI's taxonomy places the organism in Eukaryota, Viridiplantae, Streptophyta, Magnoliopsida, Malpighiales, Euphorbiaceae. The transcript has a single exon.